Messenger RNA from Neoarthrinium moseri, 1053 nucleotides. RefSeq lists its product as uncharacterized. Gene Ontology annotation, biological process: transmembrane transport. Bases 1 to 1053 code for a protein of 350 amino acids. The transcript is spliced from 5 exons. The record is from RefSeq and is a predicted model, not a curated record. Lineage: Eukaryota; Fungi; Ascomycota; Sordariomycetes; Amphisphaeriales; Apiosporaceae.
AUGGCAACGGUGCGCAAUUAUCUUCCACGAGGCGGCCACAGCCCCGGCGUCUACGUGGAGACUCCCGAGAAUGCCAUCAAGGCCGCACCGACACCCGCGCCGGUGGCCAGCAAGAUGACCGGCUUCACCGAGUUCAUCUCCCAACCAGUCACCGCUGCGUUCUGCGGCGGCGGCGUUGCCGGUGCUGUGUCGCGAACCGUCGUUUCGCCCCUCGAACGGCUGAAGAUCCUGUACCAGGUCCAGAGCGCCGGCCGCAACGAAUAUAAGCUAUCCGUGGGCAAGGCGCUGGCGAAGAUGUGGAAGGAAGAAGGUUGGAGAGGUUUCAUGGCCGGAAACGGGACAAACUGCAUCCGAAUCGUUCCCUACUCCGCCGUGCAGUUCGGCAGCUACAACCUCUACAAGCGGCACUUCUUCGAGCAGACUCCUGGCGCCGGGCUUAGCCCCUUAGAAAGACUUGUGUGUGGUGGUAUAGCAGGCAUUACAUCCGUCUUUUUCACAUACCCCCUGGACAUCGUCCGUACGCGACUGUCAAUUCAGACAGCGUCUUUCGCUGCUCUGGGCGACAGGCCGAAAACGCUACCCGGAAUGUGGCCUACUAUGGUGGCCAUGUACAAAGAGGAGGGAGGCAUCCGGGCCCUCUACCGGGGCAUCGUCCCCACCGUCGCCGGUGUAGCUCCCUAUGUCGGGCUCAACUUCAUGACGUACGAAUAUGUACGGAAAAUAUUGACUCCUGAAGGCGACCAGAACCCCAGCGCGGUUCGAAAGCUACUAGCUGGCGGCAUCUCCGGUGCAGUUGCGCAAACAUGCACCUAUCCCUUUGAUGUACUACGGCGAAGAUUCCAGAUCAACACCAUGUCCGGCAUGGGGUACCAGUACAAGGGAAUAUUCGACGCUGUCCGGGUCAUCGUCACCCAGGAGGGCAUCCGAGGCCUGUACAAAGGCCUCGUACCGAAUCUACUCAAGGUAGCCCCCUCGAUGGCUGCCAACUGGCUGAGCUUUGAGAUGACCAGGGACUUCCUGGUUGGACUGAGAGCGGAGCCUCUCGUAUUAUAA